Molecule: messenger RNA, 741 nt
Organism: Zasmidium cellare ATCC 36951
Lineage: Eukaryota; Fungi; Ascomycota; Dothideomycetes; Mycosphaerellales; Mycosphaerellaceae
Exons: 5
Coding region: 1-741 (246 amino acids)
Source: RefSeq, a predicted model, not a curated record
AUGGCAGAUCUCAAACCCCUAAUCGUCUGGCGCUAUCACGAUGGAGGACUCAGUCCCAAUCCAUGGAAAGUCGUCAUCUUCCUCUACGAGCUCAACCUCCCCUUCGAAAUGCGUGUCUUCGACCGCAGCGACCCCGACGUCCGCGAGAAGGAGCCCAUGGUCUCGCUGACGCCCAAUGGACGGAUGCCGGUGUUGGAAGACCCGAAUAAUGGGAUGCGGAUUUGGGAGUCCGGAGCAAUUAUCGAGUACCUUGUCGACACCUACGAUAAGAGUAACAGGCUUACGUAUACGUCUCCGAGGGAGAACUAUCAGUUGAAGUCUUGGAUGCAUUUUCAGAUGUCUGGGCAGGGGCCUUACUAUGGCCAAAGAACCUGGUUCCUUCACCUCCACCACGAACCCCUCCCCUCCGCGCAGGAACGCUACCUGAACGAAGUCAAACGCAUCCUCUCCGUCAUCGACAAAGACCUCACCCGCAGCGGGCGCCAAUGGCUCGUAGGCGACAAAAUGACCUUCGUCGACCUCAUGUUCGUCCCCUGGAACUCGCUCCUGUUGCCGUUCAUGACGCCGACGGGGUUUGAGAGCGAGUGGAAGGAGAAGUACCCUAAAUGCUGGGAGUGGCAUCAGAGGUUGUACGGGGUGGAGAGCGUGAAGAAGGCGAAGGAGUUUGCGGAGGGGAGUGUCAAAGCCGAUCCGAGUGCGACGAUUGAGCUGAAGAGUGUCGAGGAGAUUGAGGGGAGGUGA